AUGACGUCCCCCUUCCCUCUUCUCCGUAUGCCUUCUGUCGCGUUGAAGUUGAUUAUCGAUUCUAUGGAACUGAAUUCAUUAAUCGCGUUGUCCUUAGCCUCUCGCAAAAGUCACUCUGUAAUCAAAGCUCAUCACAGAAAACCAAUCAAUGGGCGUAUCCAUACUUCACGUGAUACUCCUCUCGUUUUCUCAUUCUCGGGACACAGUUAUGUAUUCUCUGCGUUGGACUUUGAUUCAUCCAUCAAACCAAGCAGCAAAAUAUUAGAGUUUAUUACUUGGGAAAAAGAAGAAGUACCAAUCAAAAUAGACCCAGUGGACGGGUAUCUGAAGGCAUUCAAAAUAGAUGAAGUAGAUGGAUUGAGGACAUUCAUCGUUUAUGUCACCAGUCUUCUCAACAUUUAUAUGUUGGAAAUUUCAUUCUGCAAACAGUCGAUUUGGCUGGUCGACUGGGUUAACAGUAGACAAGAAGGGGCACCAUUACAUUCUGCUCUUUUUGUAGACAGAAAAGAAGAGCUGUCAGAAGAACAAUAUUUACACAUACUGAGAGAUUGCACCGCCUCCGUCAAAAAAUGGCUGUAUACAACUGCUCCUCCAAACUUUCGUUAUUCUGAAAAGUUUCGGAAGAUCGAUUGCUUAGAUAUCAUCGAUGGAAAAUGGGUGACAAUUCAGAAUCUGCUGACAAUGGAUGGAAUCGAUAUUUGUCUGGAAUCAUCUAGUCUCACUAAUACUGAUUUGAAUGUAUUUCUGAAGCACUGGCUUGCUGGAGGGUGUCCGAGACUUAAGUUUUUCUUGGCUAGAACUGGUACCGUGAAUAUUUUGGAAGUGCUCACUGAUCUAUUCGAAGAUGCAGUUUUGUUCGAGCAACGUCGGAAAUAUACCAGCCCGUUUCGAUUCACACCGCGGUUGAAACAUGGAUAUGAUAUUCAACGUGAGGAUGGUGUCACUGCUACAGUAAGCGAUUCAAAACAAGGAUGUUUAGUUAUUGUGGUGUGGCCAGAGACUACUUACAAUGACUUCAAACCUUUAUAA
Messenger RNA from Caenorhabditis remanei, 1029 nucleotides. RefSeq lists its product as uncharacterized. Gene Ontology annotation, molecular function: protein binding. Lineage: Eukaryota; Metazoa; Nematoda; Chromadorea; Rhabditida; Rhabditidae. The coding region runs from base 1 to 1029 and encodes 342 amino acids. The transcript is spliced from 3 exons. The record is from RefSeq and is a predicted model, not a curated record. Gene Ontology annotation, biological process: embryo development.